CUCGUAGUGUGCAUCUUUCCAUACUGCAUCUUACUGCAUUCCACCCCCAACCUUCGAGGGAAAGAUGAGCGCCUCAGUGACCGACUUUAAGCUGGUCGGGCUGGCCGCCGGCUUUACACUAGGAUUUGGCUUUCUUACCGUCUGGAAUGCAAUCAAACAGACUGCGGCCAUUGAGAAGCCGUACAAGAGCCCUUAUGUGAUUCUUAUCUGGAUUGAAAUCUUGUCAAAUGUGACAAUUGGAGUAAUGGGGUGGCUGGUGUUGGAAGGAGUGAUCCCUGCAAUCGCACCUGUGCUGUCGGUGCUACUACUCUGCUGGGCUAUUGAGAUUCAAUGCCUCAUGCAGAUCAUUAUCAAUCGAAUCUAUGUCGUGGUGGAUAAGAAAGUGAAAGCCAGGAGAGUGAAAUGGGUAACUGCCUGCCUCAUCACCGCAAUCAACAUUGCCGUGUUCUGUAUAUGGAUCCCGGCACACAUGGACCCCCCUGUCAAUCAUACGUACGUUCUUAUCAAUCGAUACUGGGACCCAAUGUCCAAGGUACUGAUAUGCGUCGUGGACGCAUGUCUGAAUGUGUGGUUCUUACGAGUUGUCCGUGUGCGACUGAUCCGGGAAACUGGGCUGAAGAAGUAUGGCCCGCUGGUCCGCUUCAACGUCCGGAUGAUGAUUGUCUCCGUCCUUAUGGAUGGCCUCCUUAUUGGACUUAUGUUCCUCCCCAACCCAAUGGUCUACAUCCAAUUUCACCCUGUAACAUAUCUAGUGAAGCUCAACAUCGAGAUGACAAUGGCUUCACUUAUCCGCAAGCUCGCAAAGGAGAGUAACAUCAACGAAAUCCACGAGGCAGUAAAGCAUCUGCCGAGUCGAUUCCAAGCACCAAACCUCUACACCAAGUGCGAUGACGAGGAGAGAGACCAGAAAGGUUUGAAGCACGUCCAAUUUUCCGAGCUCCAGCAGCAGGGAUUUGAGACGGAGGAUAUGAAGAUCUUGAAAACAACCAGUGUCCGUGUUGUAACAAGCCCAAGACCGUUCGUGCAUGACAGGCCAUCGCAUAGAAGAUGA
Aspergillus alliaceus is the source of this 1051-nucleotide messenger RNA. RefSeq lists its product as uncharacterized. NCBI's taxonomy places the organism in Eukaryota, Fungi, Ascomycota, Eurotiomycetes, Eurotiales, Aspergillaceae. The coding region runs from base 65 to 1051 and encodes 328 amino acids. The record is from RefSeq and is a predicted model, not a curated record. The transcript has 4 exons.